AUGUCAAAAGCAAGACAGAAAGAUGCAUUAUUUGAUGAUGAUGCUUUGGAUGAUAAUGAGCAACUUAUUGACAUAGACGAUUUUUUUUGUCCACCUAUUGGUGAUGACGAUGAAAUAUAUUAUGAUUCUUAUAUAGACAGCGAUAUGUUGAAGAGAGGUGAAAAGGAAACCAUGGAGUUCAGAAAUACACUUAAAAAACAUAUUACCUCUGAUUUAUAUUAUGCUAUGAGAGACGAAUCGUUACUUGAAGAUGAUGCACCAAUUCCGGCUUCUUUAAAGAUAAAGACGUCGAAGAAAAUGUAUUUACAAAUACGAUACAGCAAAAAUUCUGAUGGAGAUCUGAUUGAAACUAAAACUAAUAAACUAUUAUGUGAACCCAAAUAUAUAUAUAAAUUAACUAUGAAGGCACAUUUUAUGAAUAAUCAUAUGAGAUCAAAUAAACUUUAUAGAAAUCUCUCAAUGAAAUAUUGUAACAUACCUAAUCUGCUAGUUGUAUUGGUGUUACAAUAUUGUUCUCAUUGCAAUACUACUGGUAAAAUUAGAGAUAUCCGAUCUAAUUAUGGACAGAGAAAUCAGUACAUUGAUUACUUACCUUUGGAAAGAUUACAGAUUGACAUUACGAAACCGUUUAACGAUUCUGAUAUUAAAAUAGCCAAUAAAUAUUCACAUAUCCUAUUAAUUCGAGACUACCAUUCCAGAUAUUCAUGGAUCUUCCCCUUAAAAAGUCCUAAUAUAAAGAAUAUUUCCACAGAACUUGGUAAAUUUUUAGUUACAUUACCAAGAACACCAAUAUUUCUUCAUUCAAUUGGGAUUCCGGAAUCACAAUUAAUAAAAAUUUUAACGAAGAUUCUUCUUGAAUAUAAAAUUAAAAUUAGAAUUGGUAUCGGUGGUAUUAAAGGCCGAAUGUUUCUUAGAAAAGGUAUUAGUAGAUUAGUCUAUUUACUUAAUUUAAAAGAAAAUAAAGAGAAAUGUAAAUCUGAUUGGUAUCAAUGUAUACGAAAUACUACAUUUAAAGAAAAUAGAAGAUUUGAUAGAAAUACAGGAAGUUUUGCCAACUUUUUAAUUGGGAAACAAAAAGCUGAAUUAAAUAAAGUUUUUGAAAACAAGAGGGAUGCAUUAUUAUCUGAUUUAUUAGAGGAAAAUGUCUUAAAAAUUGGUGAAUGUGGUAGUAUUAUAUAUUUUGACAAUAAUAAUUCUGGAAAAGAGUUAGAUGAGAAAGAUGUUAAUGGAGGUGUAAAUGAGAAUUCCGAAGAGGAAAGUGAUUAUGAAAAUGAUGAUGAUGAUGAUGAAUCAUUUUACACUGGAGUCAAGAAGAGAAAAAAAGCUAGAGUAAAUUAA
Messenger RNA from Henningerozyma blattae CBS 6284, 1338 nucleotides. RefSeq lists its product as uncharacterized. NCBI's taxonomy places the organism in Eukaryota, Fungi, Ascomycota, Saccharomycetes, Saccharomycetales, Saccharomycetaceae. The transcript has a single exon. The coding region runs from base 1 to 1338 and encodes 445 amino acids. Gene Ontology annotation, molecular function: nucleic acid binding. The record is from RefSeq and is a predicted model, not a curated record.